AUGCCUGCCAUGUUCCGCAUUCUGUCGCCUGCUGCUGACACCCGCCACGUUCUGCACACGACCCCUGGUGUCUUUGUAUUCAGCAUCACCUUAGGACCAAGAUACAUAUAUCUUCUUGUUCUGGAACCUCCUACUAAAUUGAAACCAGCAGAUGGCUUUAAUGUCUUACACAUGGGUAUUGAUCUUCAAAAAGUACCUAAAUACACACCUUCCUCUCAUUUAAGAAAGCAUGAGCACUCUAAAAAGAUUCUUCUUGCCAUAGUUGCCUCAAGGUGUUUUGAAGUCUUAUGCAUCUAUUGUCAGUCAGGCCACAUUGAAGAGCCUUAUGUCAGCAUCACCAAGAAGCGACAAAUGCCAAAAAAUGGCCUCUCAGAGGAGAUUGAGAAGGAAGUGGGCCAGGCAGAGGGCAAGAUGUUCACCCACCGAUCUGCAUUCAGCCGGGCAUCAGUGAUCCAGGCUUUCCUGGGCUCAGCCCCCCAGCUGACCCUGCAGCUAUAUAUAAGCACCUUGCAGCAGAACAUCACUGUCGGAAGAAGUGUCUGCAUGUUACUAUCCCUAUUGUCCAUUGUGUAUGGAGCCUUGCGCUGCAACAUCCUAGCCAUCAAGAUCAAGUAUGAUGAGUAUGAUGUAAAAGUGAAGCCUCUGGCCUAUGUCUGCAUCUUUCUCUGGAGGAGCUUUGAGAUUGCCACUCGAGUCAUUGUCCUGGUCCUCUUUACCUCUGUCCUGAAGGCCUGGGUGGUACUGGUAAUACUCAUCAACUUCUUCAGCUUCUUCUUAUACCCCUGGAUCCUCUUCUGGUGCAGUGGUUCCCCAUUUCCUGAGAACAUCGAGAAGGCCCUCAGUCGAGUGGGCACCACCAUCGUGCUGUGCUUCCUCACCUUACUUUAUGCCGGUAUCAACAUGUUUUGCUGGUCAGCUGUGCAGCUGAAAAUCAACAGCCCUGACCUUAUCAGCAAGUCUCAGAACUGGUAUCGGCUACUGGUGUACUACAUGCUGAGAUUCAUUGAGAACGCCUUCCUCCUCCUUAUGUGGUAUCUUUACAAGACUGACAUCUAUAUGUAUGUGUGUGCACCUCUGUUGAUUUUGAAGUUGCUCAUUGGGUAUUGCACAGCCAUUCUAUUCAUGCUGGUAUUCUAUCAGUUCUUCCACCCUUGCAAAAAGCUCUUUUCCUCCAGUGUUUCUGAAAGCUUUCAGCGGUGGCUAAAAUGUAUUUGCUGUCACUGCCAGUGGCAGAAAUCCUCAGAUUCUGUGGGAAAAACAGAUGUAAGGUCAUCCGGAGACAGAGAUGAAACACCUUCUAGUAGUAAAAUAAGUUCUAUGCCUAGCCAGAUCUUGAAUGCUGAUGAUCUCUGCUCUGCUUAAUAGGACCUGAGUCUCUUGGGCCAAAGACAUAUUGUUUUUUGGGUUGAUUACUGUUCUUCAUACAAGUGAUGAGCCCCACACAGUAAACAAAGCAGGAAGUUAGCUCUCACCUCCUUGUGAGUUGCUCCCAUUUAGAGAACACUUGGGUGUGUGAGAACUAUGGAGAGAAGCCAGGGAAACUUCUGAGGGUUAGAGGAGCAGUCUAAGGCACCACCAUUCACAGUCGACCAUGUUCACCCAGGCAUUACUGUGUAUGUGUGUGGGUGUGGGUGUGUGUUUUUCACUGACAAAGUACUCAUGAUAUCUGAGUUGAGCUGGUUAGAUUUAUCAGGUAUAAUGAGGACAGGGGCUUUCUUAUUUUCUAGUUUUCUAGACUUCUAGUCUGUGUAGCCUAAUGUUUUAUUAUCCCUGAGCAUAGUUUUCAUCCAAGAGCUGGCUUGAUGAUCAGAUAAAGUGACUGUGUUUUGCCAUUGGCAACAUCAUUACUGUCAGAGUUUUCAGAGAGGGCUGUUCAAGUUUCAUUUUUGAAUAGACAGGUGUUUCAUUUUCAUUUCAUUAGGGCUCUUUUUAUAUAACCAACUGUAGCCACCUUGGUCUGCUAUCUCUAAUUGAUUUAAAAGUCUAGAUUUGGAGACUUUAUACCCAAAGAUCCAUGGAUACAACAUUGAAUUCUAAAUUUCAUUAUGGAAGCCCUAGAAUUUUAGGAAAGUUAUGUGUUCCUUCAAUAUGUUGACGUUCUGGAACAAGAGGGUUGUUAAAACAUCAAAAUUAUGUAGGCUUUUGUAAGCAGAAUUCUUAACUUCUUGGGAAGGUUGAAGAUGUGAAUCAGCAAGAAGGUAGGCUUAAACCUCUUCAAGGUUUAGUCCUGUCCUACAAUUCUGGGGAAUUUCUAGUAGAAUUUGCUAGGAUUUUCCUUCUUAAAAAAGAAGAAAAUAAAACUCAUAGUCUUUACUCCGCUUCUUCCUUGCCUGUUUGGAAAGUUGAAGACAAGAUGUACUUUGGUUAGGUUAAAAAAAAAAGUUAUUUUGGUUAAGUUUUUCUAGAAAACUCUACAGAAAUCUUUCAUCUACGCAGGUAUAUAGGACAUUUCAUUUUUUAUUAGUUGAAGGAAAAAGGUUUGCUUUUCUCCCCCCAAGUUAGAUGUUGACUUCAGAAACUUAAAUUAUAGAAAGUGAUGAAAUGACCAGAAGAUAUUUGUCUUUAACUGAAUGCAUUUUGAUUUGGUGUUAUUAUUAUUUAAUUUGUACAAGAUCUCCAAUUUUAUCCUUCUAUACCAGGGGUGGGCAAACUUUUUGAAUCGAGGGCCACAAUGGAUUCUUAAACUGGACCU
This is a messenger RNA of Myotis brandtii (Brandt's bat), 2692 nucleotides long. RefSeq names its product X-linked Kx blood group (gene XK). Gene Ontology annotation, cellular component: membrane. Lineage: Eukaryota; Metazoa; Chordata; Mammalia; Chiroptera; Vespertilionidae. Bases 1 to 1362 code for a protein of 453 amino acids. The record is from RefSeq and is a predicted model, not a curated record. The transcript has 5 exons.